Nerophis ophidion (straightnose pipefish) is the source of this 4703-nucleotide messenger RNA. RefSeq names its product ensconsin-like. The transcript has 15 exons. Gene Ontology annotation, biological process: microtubule cytoskeleton organization. The coding region runs from base 353 to 2452 and encodes 699 amino acids. Gene Ontology annotation, cellular component: microtubule cytoskeleton. The record is from RefSeq and is a predicted model, not a curated record. Lineage: Eukaryota; Metazoa; Chordata; Actinopteri; Syngnathiformes; Syngnathidae.
GAUGCUGCAGAAAGGGAAACACUGCAUCCCUGUGGCCAUACGCAGAUAUUCAAAUGACACAGCCUUUUUUUUCUUUCUUUUUUUUCCCAGCGAAAGUAAAGCGGAACAGCACACAAGGGAGGAGACGUUUUAAUAGGAGAGGCUUUUUAUAGACUCACACUAGAGGAGCCUCAGAACAAGGGGGGACGUUGUUGUUGGCUCCACGGCCCUUCUCCUCGCCGCCGAUGGGCGAGCAGCUGAUGCAUCGGGGGCAGCACCCUGCACGCAGCCCCCCGAGGCGCCUUCAAAUAGACGGCGUGAGGAGGAGGAGGAGGAAGAGGAGUGUGGAGCUGAGCGGAGCCAGAGCAUAGGCAUGCCAGGCUCCGUCGCCAUCAUGGCCGUGCAGAAGAGCGCCGGCGCCCGGCCGUCGCAGGCGCCCCCCCGCGGGACCAACGGGCAAGACAAUGACGCAAGAGCCAAUCCGAGGAGGCCGGUGAGCUCAGUCCUAGUGCCGCCAAGGUCCAGCUCAGUGGCCGGGGGAGCCAACAUAGACGAGAGGCUCAAAGCAGCGCGGGAAAGACGAGAGGAGCAGCAGAAGUUACUCGCCUGGCGGGUGCAGAGCAGGCAGGAGCGUGCGCAGCGAGCCAAGCUGCACUACGAGCAGCAGCUGCAGGAGCGCCAGAGGAAACUGCAGGAGCAAAAGAUGAAGGAGGAGAGGCGACGCUACGCUGUGGAGGAGAAACGCAAACUGCGACUCCUGGAGGAAAAAGAGCGCAAUGAAACGGCGGUGCGCAGGACGCAGGAAAAGAGCCAAAAAGCCCAACAGAACUUCAGUCAGACUCUGAGGGGCAGGAAGCCCACCAGUUCUGUUCCACGUCACUUAGCCCUCAGCACAUGGGAGAAGAACCUGGUGAGUCGCCUGCUAACCCCCACCAGCUCUUAUCUGGCCCGAAGCAAGAGCUCUGCUUGCCAGUCGGGAGAUGAAGUCGUUCAUAUUUGUCGCCGCGCAGUUUCCUUCUACUCCACAACCAGCAGCAGCUCCAGCGGCGGCCCGCAGAGACCCCAGGAGCCGAAACCGCAGAUCCAGAGGCCACAAAACCAGAGGCUUCAGAACCGCAGACCCCAGGAGCUGAAACCACAGAUCCAGAUCUCGCCGAACCAGAGGCUCCAGAGCCAGAAACCCCAGGAACACAAACCUCGGAACCAGAGACUCCUGGAACAGAAACCUCAGAACCAGAGACCACAGGAACAGAAACCCCAGAACCACAGGCCUCAGAACCAGAGACUCCAGGAACAGAAACUCCAGAUCCAGAGGCCUCAGAAUCACAGGCUACAGAACCAGAGACCGAAACCAUCCUUGAGUCCCAGCCACAGCCAGACCAGAAGCACCAACCAUAGACAGCCUAAAACCAGCAUGCAGCACGAUGCUAACAAGAGGAACAUCGGCCCGAGUGUUCGAUCACCGCCCAACAAAACCAGUAGAACGUCAUCAUCUCCCUCUCCAGACCAAGUCCAUAGGAGAUCUGGCCGGCGGCAUUCCAUCCCUCUGCAACUGGACCUGCCGUCUGUUCCCGAGGAAGAUGUUCCUAUCUGCACAUCGGUUUCGUCGCCCGGCAACUCCAGGCCUGCCAGAAUAUCCGCCGAAGGUCAGCAUGACGACGAAAUGGAGGACUCUCCCGUGGAUCCUUCAGACCUGCUCGGCUUUGAGGCAGAACUCGACGGCAGAACUGCCGGAGAUGGAAGUCCCUGCAAGUUUCCUCCUUGUCUACCAGAAGUCCAACUCAGGGCCUCGGCCGGCACCAGCGACCCAGAGGAAGGCUCCCGUCUCCUGGCUGAGAAGAGGCGUGAGGCCCGCCUGCUCCGAGAGCGAGAAGAACAGGAGAGCCUCCAAGCGGCCGAGGCAGAAAGGCGGAGUUGCGAAGAACUGGAGCGGCGCAGGGCCGAGGAGCGAGCCCGCCAGCAGGCCGAGGCGCAGCGUCUGAUCGCCGACAAGAGGAGGCGGGAGGAGGAGGAGCAGAGGCGGGCGGAGGAGGAGAUCGCUCAGGCCAUGAAGGAAGCGGCUCUUCUGCAUAAAAAGAGAGAGGAGGAACAAACCAGGGAGCGAGAAAAAGCAGCCCAGUUGGUGCAGGAGCGAGAGAUGCUCGCCCAGAAAGAAGAAGCAGAACGCCAAGUCAGGAAGAAGCGACUGGAGGAGAUCAUGCGGCGGACCAGAAGAACAACUUCUCCUGUCACGAAAUCGGCGGCGGCGAGCAUCUUACCGAAAGAGAACUCGGAGCAUCCCGUGCACGGCGGCGCCGGAAAGGAGGCCGUCAAGGUGCCGGAGGCGGGGACCAGGUCCCAGCAGUUGAUCCUGGACCACAACGACGACGACGACGACGGCGACAUGGGGGUGCCCGUGGUGGCCUUCAAGGAGCGUAGGUCUCUCCGGACCCUGGAAGACAUUCAGACGCACCAACGAGCCGAGGUCAUCUGAGUUCCUAUAUAGAGACAAGCGGUGACAUCGCAAGGACGACAACAAGGCAGAAUUUGGCUGCAUGGAAAGUCACCGCCAUACUUUUUCUGUGAGAAUGUAACAUUAAUGCUAACUUGUGUGUGUGUGUGUGUGUGUGUGUGCGUGUGUGUGUGUGUGCGUGUGUGAGUGUAUGUCUACCCUUCUUGAGACAUGAAGAAGGAAAAGUAGCUUCCAUAUGAGGAGGUGUCAAAAAGUUAGUACCGAAAUCAUGGUCCCAAUAACAUUUCGUUUAAUAGAGAAUUUCUCUUUUGCACCCAUGGUGGUGAUAUCCAUCAAAAUGAGGAAGGUCCAAAAAAGUAAGGAUUUUUCAAAUUGACUGUGUGUCGCUUUUAAAGGAUGUUUGAUAUAUAUAUAUAUAUAUAUAUAUAUAUAUAUAUAUAUAUGUACAUAUAUAUAUAUAUAGUAUUUUUCGGAGUAUAAGUCGCUCCGGAGUAUAAGUCGCACCUGCCGAAAAUGCAUAAUAAAGAAGGAAAAAAACAUAUAUAAGUCGCAUUUUGGGGGGAAAUGUAUUUGAUAAAAUCCAACACCAAGAAUAGACAUUUGAAAGGCAAUUUAAAAUAAAUAAAGAAUAGUGAACAACAGGCUGAAUAAGUGUACGUUAUAUGAGAAGGUGCCUGGUAUGUUAACGUAACAUAUUAUGGUAAGAGUCAUUCAAAUAACUAUAACAUAUAGAACAUGCUAUACCUUUACCUGUCACACCGCGGUGAGGGAAGUCUUGUCUUGGUUUUACUGUCUUGUGAUUUACGUGUUUUAAUUUUAAAAGCUACCCUCUUGUUUCAGACCACGGGUACUUCCUCUUGUGUUAUCAGUCUGACGUCAUCCCUGAUUCCUGAUUGUUUCCACCUGUUCCCCAUCACUCCCCACAAAUCCUAUUUAAGCUCACUUCUCCGUUUGUCCUUUGCCAGAUCGUCUCGUCUAUCGUGCCUUUCUAGCGUCCAUGUCCAUGUCCUUGAUUAGCUCCUUGUCUUGCUCCUGUUUUCCUAGUUACCCUAGUUUUCGCUGUAAUUUUGAGUUUACUUUUUCCUCCUUCGAGCGUCCUAUGUUAUCCUUCGUCUUCCUAAUUGGUGAGUUUUUGUUUUUCCAAAUUUCGAAUUUUUUGCCUCAUUGAUUUUUUUUGUUAUUUAUAGUUAGUGUUUAUAUAUAGGUAGUUUUUUGUUUUUUUUCCUCCUGUUGGAGCACUUUUCGUUUAUUCUUAUUAAUAUUCUUUUUUUGUUAGAAUUUCCUUAGAUUUGUAUUCCUCCUUAUUUUUGUGGUGUGAUUUUAAGUUGAUUGUUUAUCCUCGGAAUUAUUUUUCCGCGCGUUGAUUAUUCUUGUGAAAAACUUUUUGCAUUGGAGGUAAAAAGUUGACGUCAUCCCUGAUUCCUGAUUGUUUCCACCUGUUCCCCAUCACUCCCCACAUCCUAUUUAAGCUCACUUCUCCGUUUGUCCUUUGCCAGAUCGUCUCGUCUAUCGUGCCUUUCUAGCGUCCAUGUCCAUGUCCUUGAUUAGCUCCUUGUCUUGCUCCUGUUUUCCUAGUUACCCUAGUUUUCGCUGUAAUUUUGAGUUGACUUUUUCCUCCUUCGAGCGUCCUUGGUUAUCCUUCGUCUUCCUAAUUGGUGAGGUUUUGUUUUUCCAAAUUUCGAAUUUUUGCCUCAUUGAUUGAGUGAUUUUUUUUGUUAUUUAUAGUUAGUGUUUAUAUAUAGGUAGUUUUGGUGUUUUUUCCUCCUGUUGGAGCGCUUUUCGUUUAUUCUUAUUAAUAUUCUUUUUUUUGUUAGAAUUUCCUUAGAUUAGUAUUCCUCCUUAUUUUUGUGGUGUGAUUUUAAGUUAAUUGUUUAUCCUCAGAAUUAUUUUUCCGCGCGUUGAUUAUUCUUGUGAAAAACUUUUUGCAUUGGAGGUAAAAAGUUGAUUCAAAAUAAAAUCUUUAUUUUUUUGAACUUCUUCUCUGCAUCUGGGUCCUCUCCUUACUCCGAGUCGUAACAUUACCAAACAAUCUGUCACUCCUAAUCGAUAAAUCCCAUGAAAUCUUAUACGUGUAGUCUCUUACGUGAAUGAGCUAAAUAAUAUUAUUUGAUAUUUUACGGUAGUGUGUUAAUAAUUUAACACAUAAGUCGCUCCUGAGUAUAAUUCGCUGAAAAAAACUGCGACUUAUAGUCCGAAAAAUACGGUAUAUGCCUACCGCUUUAGGACCACUCAUUUGGAUAUAAAGAUUUGCAUUUACAGCAUCAAUAAUAUA